Molecule: messenger RNA, 1068 nt
Organism: Lycium barbarum (goji berry)
Lineage: Eukaryota; Viridiplantae; Streptophyta; Magnoliopsida; Solanales; Solanaceae
Product: double-stranded RNA-binding protein 4-like
Exons: 5
Coding region: 259-1068 (269 amino acids)
Source: RefSeq, a predicted model, not a curated record
UAAUAAAACACAUUUAUUCAUUUAGGGGCUAACUGGCUUUAACACAAAUGUAUCUUCAUAAAAGUUAUAAUAAAAGGGUUGUAUUAUGGUACAAAAUGAUUCUCCUUCACUCCCAUGCAAAGUAUGUGUUCUACAGAGCCAUGAGCCCAUGAUAAGGGCCAUAAAAAGUUACUAUUAUAGUUUCAUAAACUCUUUUUCUAUCUUCUUGUUUCUAACUAAGGAGUUUUGGAGUCUAAAGUUGAUAGUCAUCUUCAGCAAAUGGAUUUUCCCCAAUUUUUUCCCAGUAUGCACCUCUUUAAUACUAACAGUAUUUUUUUAUAUUUUUUUCGCGUUCUUCCAGCACAAGUGAUGUAUAAGAACCAACUACAAGAGUACACACAAAAACUUGCAAAACCACACCCCAUUUAUCAAACAGUUAAUGAAGGUUUUCCACAUGCCCCAAAGUUCAGAUCAACAGUCUUGGUUGAUGGAUCCAAAUAUGAAUCCGGGUCGACCCAUCUCACGAAGAUACAAGCUGAGCAGGCAGUAGCAAAAAUAGCUUACGAAUGCAUUCAGAAAACAAUUGAUUCUAAAGAUUUUUCACUUAUUUACGGGGAACCCUUGUUGUGCAAAUCCAUUCUCUAUGAAUUUGCUGUCAAAAAGAAUAUGAAUAGGCCUACAUAUAACACCAGAUAUGCAGAAGGGCCAAGUUCAGUUUACAUUUCCCACAUGGUUUUGGGAGACAGAACUUACAAAGAUGAGGUAGCUGGAAGCAAGAAAAUGGCAGAGCAAUUGGCUGCUCGGGCCGCGAUUGAAUCACUCUUAGAAACUGAUGCAGGGACUCUUUCCCAAAUCAUUGUGUCAAAAAGUAACUGUCAUCCUGGUGUACAAACCAGAAAGGAUACUGGCCCUGUUGAGAAAAUGCUGCCUAAAUGCUCUGGUAAUUUACAAGGCCAAAAAGCAAGCAUUGAGAGAACAGUUGUUUGCUUCAAAACUGAUGGCACAGUUGGUAAUCCUGGAAGCAGACCAAAGCGUGAAGCAGAAACCAACAACUGUGGAAGGAACAAAAUGAGAAGAUUUGGCAACUGA